Messenger RNA from Salarias fasciatus (jewelled blenny), 3572 nucleotides. RefSeq names its product BMP/retinoic acid-inducible neural-specific protein 3-like. The transcript has 10 exons. Lineage: Eukaryota; Metazoa; Chordata; Actinopteri; Blenniiformes; Blenniidae. Gene Ontology annotation, cellular component: dendrite; neuronal cell body; cytoplasm. Bases 697 to 2979 code for a protein of 760 amino acids. The record is from RefSeq and is a predicted model, not a curated record. Gene Ontology annotation, biological process: nervous system development; cellular response to retinoic acid; negative regulation of mitotic cell cycle.
UUUUUUUUUUUAGAUUCCAAAUCGUCCGCUCCUUUGCGCUUCUUGAGUCCACCACCUCCUCCUCCUCCUCCUCCUCCUCCUCGCCUCUCCUCUUGACUACAUCUCCUGCUGGAUGAUUUCAUUUUCUAAAGUCAUUAUCCCCUAGAAAGGUCAAAGCCCGUGCUUCUAGGAACGUUGAAUUACUCCGGGAUAAGCCGACUGUCACCGCGAGCGCACCCCGACCGCUCGCUCGCGCUCCCUCAAAGUUUCUCACUGGUGUAGAACCGUGCAUCGGAUUUGUCCGGAGCAGCCUUCCUCACCAAUCACUUUUACCUCUUUUUUGCGGAUCCCUGAGUGUGUACUAGUGAUUUUUUCUUCGUUUUUUUUUCUUUUUGAGUGCUGUUUUUUCCACUCUCUUGCAGAGUUCCUACUGAACCACGACAAACUGUGAAAUGAGUUUCUCUACAAUUUCAGCAGUUGAAAACCAUCCAGAUUCAAGUGGAGAAUGGGAAAUACUGAGUUAAACUUUGUCUGCUGUUUUAAACCCUGGUGUUUGGGGGUCGUUGAAGUGAUGCAGGUCCCCCGGUCAUCCCAGUGGAGGAGCCAGCUAAUGACAAGUGUUUUUGGCUGCUGAACACCUCCUACACCCCCACCCUCCACCCCACCGCCACCACUUCCACCACCACCCUCAUCCCUUCUCCCCUCCCUCCAUCACUGAUGGCUCUAUGGGGCGUCGUCAGCCUCAGCCUUCACUGCUGGGUGUGUUUACGGAUCGCUGUGACGGCAACAGCAGCGACAGCGAGCCUCCCCAAUGACAAACCCGGGGGACCACUGGACUGGCUCUUGUCUGAUAAAGGGCCCUUUCACCACUCUCCAGAGUACAUCGACUUUGUGGAGAAGAACCGGCAAGGCUUCUCCACCCGAUACAAGAUAUACAGGGAGUUUGGGAGAUGGAAAGUGAACAACCUGGCAGUGGAAAGACGAGAUUUCCUGGAGUCUCCUUUACCUCUGACUCCCGAGUUCAUCAGGAAUAUUCGACUCUUGGGCCGGCGGCCCACCACCCAGAUGAUAACUGACAAUCUCAUCAGGAAGUAUGGAACCCACUUCCUGUUGUCAGCAACAUUGGGAGGAGAAGAGGCCUUAACAAUAUUUGUGGACAAGAGGAAACUGAGUAAGAAAACAGAGGUGAGCGACUACUCGGGUAACUCCUCCACUGUGACUCUGGAAGCUCUGCACCAGCUGGCUGCCUCCUACUUCAUCGACAGGGAGAGCACUCUGCGGAAGCUACACCACAUCCAGAUUGCCUCCACUGCCAUCAAGGUGACAGAGACCCGCACAGGUCCUCUUGGAUGCAGCAAUUACGAUAACCUCGACUCUGUCAGCUCUGUGCUGGUUCAAAGCCCUGAAAACAAAGUUCAGCUGCAAGGCUUGCAAGUGAUCCUUCCAGACUACUUGAGAGAAAGUUUCGUGCAGGCUGCUCUCAGCUACAUAGCCUGCAAUGGAGAGGGUGACUUUGUCUGUCAUGGCAAUGACUGCUGGUGCAGCUGCGACCCAAAAUUCCCAGAGUGCAACUGCCCCUACAUGGACAUCCAAGCCAUGGAGGAGAGCCUGGAUAGGAUCACAGAGACAUGGGCGUUGCUCUAUAAAGAAUUUGAAGAAUCAGAUGAAUUCAAGGCCUUCUAUACAAGGCUGCCGCAGAACUAUUUCCUGAACGUGUCAACUAUACAACACUUGUGGUCCCUGGACAGCCUGUUUCAGUGGCGCUACGAACAGCUGGAGAACAGCAUGCGGCUCCUCUCCAGACGAGCCCAGAGAGUCAUCUUCAAGCUCUUCAGCCUCAGUAAAAGGUGUCACAGACAGCCCCAAGUCCGCAUACCCAGAGAACGGCCUCAGUCAUACUGGCUGAGUCACUUCCAGUCUCUCCUGUAUUGCUCUGAGAACAACCAGCUUGGUGCAUUCUCUGAGGAGCUCCACAGCUGUAGCUGCCGAUACGAACACAGCCCCUGUCAGCUGCCUCCACCCUGCUCCGUUGGCGAGGGCUCGGCCUGUGCGGCGUGUGCGCCAGACAACCACACUCGCUGUGGGAGCUGCAACCCAGGUUUUGCACUGUUGCAAGGUGCCUGUAGGCCAAUGGUGGCAGACUCAACGGAAAACUACCUUGGAUUCGAGACGGACCUCCAGGAUUUGGAGCUGGGAUACCUACUACAGAGAGCCGACCGCAGGCUGGAGGUUCAUGCAAUCUUCAUUAGCAACGACAUGCGACUCAACAGUUGGUUUGAUCCGUCAUGGAGAAAGCGAAUGCUGCUGACCCUGAAGAGUAAUAAGUAUAAGUCCAACAUGGUCCACAUGCUGCUGGGAAUAUCCCUUCAGAUCUGCCUUACAAAGAAUAGCACCUUGGAGCCUGUCCUCACUCUCUACAUCAACCCCUUUGGAGGGAGCCACUCAGAAAGUUGGUAUAUCCCUGCCAGUGAGAACGGCUUCCCAGACUGGCAGGCCACCAAGCUGGACCUCCCCUUUGAAUGUUAUAACUGGACUCUGACGCUAGGGAACAAGUGGAAGACGUUCUUUGAAACGAUUCACAUCUACCUUCGGAGCAGAAUAAAGACUCAGGAUGGAGUGAAUGACAGUGUUUAUUAUGAGCCUUUAGAAAUGACUGAUCCCGCUCGGAACCUGGGCUACAUGAAGAUCAACAGCAUCCAAGUGUUUGGUUACAGCAUGCACUUUGAUCCAGAGGCAAUUCGUGACCUGAUUCUGCAGCUGGAUUAUCCGUACACCCAAGGUUCGCAGGACACAGCCAUGCUGCAGCUCUUGGAAAUACGGGACCGGGUGAACCGGCUGUCCCCUCCUGGUCAACAGAGGUUGGACCUCUUUGCCUGUCUUCUCAGGCACAGACUCAAACUGACUGCCAGUGAAGUGGUUCGCAUCCACGCAUCCUUACAGGCCUUCACUUCACGUCUGCCCAAUUCUGUGGAUUACGAGACCACCAAGCUGUGCAGUUAACAGCUGCUCGGAGGGAGUGCUAGACUGAAAAUGACCACAAGGAAAAUUCUUGGACAUACGAGUUAUGCCCUUUGUGGUGCUUACAAUUUUUGUGCUUGGUCUCUAUGGAUUAACAGACUGUAGUUAAUCACGAGACGACCAGCUGUGGACAGCUGAAGAAUGUACUCAUCUGGUUGUUUUCCUUUUGUUUUGUGCCAAUUACCUUCAGUGCUAUAUUAUAAAGAAUGGGCCAGACCAAUGAGUUUUGAGAAAUUGCACAACAGUUUCUCGACAACAAACUCUUUAAACAAAAGAAUCCUACGGUAGAAGUACAGAUACAACUACAUAAAAUUGAGUCGCCCUGUUUCAAUAUGACUGCUCAUUUAUACUGUAAGUACCAAUGCCAAAUGAAUGGACAUUUUAUGGGGAAAAAAAUAAGGUACAGUCUGUUUGUUUGUAAUUUUUAUAUGUUCAUUUGCUUUAGUGACAGUGCACUUUCCAUGAAGACCAGAAUACAGUGGUGUCAGUUAAGAUUUUGUAGAUAAAUUGAUAUUAAAACAUCAUGUUAUAACAGAUUGCUGGUGUUUGAAACAUUUUUUAAAUGGAAGGUUUCA